AUGAAUUGCUCCGGGUGUUUAAAUAUUAUCACUGACCCUGAUUCUAUGGUAACAUGCUCAAAAUGUCGAGUAUCUUUCCAUAACUCUUGUGUGGCAUCAUCACUAGAAGGAAUUGUUAAGGAUCAAACUACAUGGAUGUGUCCUGCAUGCAAACCUAAGAGAGGUAAUGCUGAUGGUACCCCUGUGCGAACUAGUAAUCCCCUUAAGUUAGCCCAUGAGCCAAAUGUUACGGUGCGCAGCAAAAAAGGCGUGGCAGCAGCUUCUCCCGUCAAUAUGGAGACUGAUGGUCCAGUAACGUCCAUUGAAGUACGAAGUAUAAUACGGUCGGAGAUAGCGGCACUUACGAAACAUUUAAAUGAAACAUUAGCACAGUAUGUAAAUAAAGAACUUAAGUCUAUUAAAGCUGAAAUUGAGCAGGUCAAGGAAUCUAUGAACUUCAUGAACGAUAAAUAUGAGGAAAUCAAGUCUGACAUAUCUACGAAGUUUAUGGCGAUACAUGAACUUCAGAAAGAGAAUGAGCAAUUAAAAAUUGCAUUUAAGGACAUGAACCUGAGACUUGAUGUUAUGGAGCAACAAUCCCGCUCUUCAAAUGUGGAAAUACAGUGUUUACCAGAACACAAGGGAGAAAACCUUGUAUCUACUGUCAUGAAUAUUGGGAAAGUCAUAUCAUGCUCGAUAGCGGAGAGUAAUAUACACCGGGUAACUCGGAUUGCCAAGCUUAAUGCUUCUAGCAACCGACCUAAGUCAAUAAUUGUGCAGUUCAACAGCCCGAGAAUUCGCGACAGUUUUUUAGCAGCAUCUAUUAAAUUUAAUAAAAAUAAGAAACCCGAAGACAGAUUAAACAGCAGCCUCAUUGGGAUUGGGGGAAAAAGGGAAAAUGUAUAUAUAGUGGAUCAUCUAUCACCGAAGAACAAGAGUUUACACGCUGCCGCUAGGUUGAAAGCUAAGGAAUUAAGUUAUCGAUAUGUAUGGGUUAGAAAAGGAAGAAUAUACAUGAGGAAAACGGAAGAUUCUGAUUACAUAUAUAUUAAAGAUACUGAUAUGCUUGGCAGGCUUGUAUAG
Messenger RNA from Diatraea saccharalis (sugarcane borer), 1062 nucleotides. The record is from the annotation of a GenBank genome assembly. Lineage: Eukaryota; Metazoa; Arthropoda; Insecta; Lepidoptera; Crambidae.